Messenger RNA from Penicilliopsis zonata CBS 506.65, 2852 nucleotides. RefSeq lists its product as hypothetical. The record is from RefSeq and is a predicted model, not a curated record. The transcript is spliced from 3 exons. Gene Ontology annotation, cellular component: GARP complex. NCBI's taxonomy places the organism in Eukaryota, Fungi, Ascomycota, Eurotiomycetes, Eurotiales, Aspergillaceae. Gene Ontology annotation, biological process: retrograde transport, endosome to Golgi. The coding region runs from base 118 to 2766 and encodes 882 amino acids.
AGUAAACCUCAGUCACCUCUCGCUCUGCCAACUGCAAACCCAUUCAAUCCCCGAGUCGGAUGCCCCCGGUCGAAUGACAGCAUGUUUCUUGCGCGUCUCGGCUGAGGAGCUAAUGGAAUGUCCACCACUACGACCACUCCCGGCCACGUGCCACCGAACGGGGGAGGGCCGGACAGCAACCCCCUGGACGCUGUGGACUACGACCCGAUCGAGCACCUCAACGCCAUCUUCUCCCACCCGUCUGCCCUGUCGUCGAUCUCGCCGGUCUCGCACGCGCUCCGUGCCUACGAGGAGGAACUGGACAAUGAGAUCGGAUCUCUCGUGGAGGAGCAAGUCACCUCGAAUGCGGAGAGCGUGGAGCGCAUCCAGGCCGCCAAGGCCGACUUGAGCGAGCUGUUCAAGAAGAUCGACGAGGUGCGCGAGCACGCGGUGCGGACGGAACACUCGAUCACGGAGAUGACGGCCGACAUCAAACAGCUGGACAAUGCAAAGAAAAACCUGACGCUCUCCAUGACCGCUCUGAAGCGGCUCCAGAUGUUGACGACCGCGUACGAGCAGCUUCGCGCGCUCGGCAAAACGCGCCAGUACCGCGACUGCGCCCAACUGCUUCAGGCCGUCAUCCAGCUCAUGGCCAACUUCAAGUCGUACCGGUCCAUCGACCAGAUCGCCGCCCUCGGCCGAAACGUCGCCGACAUCCAGCGCGAGCUUCUGGAGCAGGUCUGCGAGGAUUUUGAGCUAGCCUUUGCCAAGGGCGAGGUCGCUCUGAGGAGACCUGUCCUAGCCGAGGGCUGUCUGGUCAUGGACGCCCUGGGCGACCAUGCUCGGUCGCGGCUGGUGACCUGGUAUUGCAACUCGGAACUCCGCGAGUACCGACAGAUCUUCCGGGGCAACGAGGAGGCGGGUUCUCUGGACAAUAUCUCGAGGCGGUAUUCGUGGUUUCGACGGAUCUUGAAAACGUACGACGAAGAGUACGCGGGGAUUUUCCCCGCAUCUUGGAGAGUGAACGAGAUCUUGGCCAACGUGUUUUGUGAAGGCACCCGGGAAGACUUCAAGGGGAUUCUUGCCCGGUCAGUGCGGAGUGGGCAGACGCUUGACGUCAACCUAUUGCUGGCAUGUUUGCAGGAAACGCUGGAUUUCGAGCACUCGCUCGAAAGGCGCUUUACCAGCCCAUCGCGCCCAUCGACGGACACGUUCACCUCUGGUGAGGCCCCUGUCUUCAGCCAGGCCAUCUCCGAGGCCUUUGAACCGUAUCUGAGCGUAUGGGUGGAGGCACAGGACAAGCAGCUCGCUGGUUUGAUCCCCCGGUAUCAACAGCAGCCACUGAAACCCCCGGAUGAGGAGUUCAAUUCCCACAUCGUGAUUUCGUCGUCCACCGAACUCUUCACCUUCUAUCGGCACUCGUUGCAACAGUGUGCCAAGCUCUCCACGGGAGGCAGUCUCGGAGAGCUAGCAACCGUUUUUGCCAAAUACCUCGAUCAGUACGCACAGCAGGUUCUACUGUACUACAUUAGCGAGCGGCCCACGGGACAUACCCCAUCGAAAGUGCCAUCGCUGGAAGACCUUAUCCUGGUGCUCAACACGUCAGAUUACUGCUACACGACCUGCAGCCAGUUGGAGGAAAAGAUCAAGGAGAGAAUUGAUGAGGGGCUCAAACAGACCGUCGAUCUGCAAAGUCAAGCGGAUUCUUUCAUGGGGAUUGCAUCUGCGGCCGUCCGCGGCCUUGUUCGCAUAAUGGAAGGUGAAUUAGAGCCCUGCUGGCGAGAGAUGCGGAACACGCCCUGGAACAGGCUUGAGGCCGUCAGCGAUCAAAGCACCUAUGUAGCGGAACUACUCUCCAAGACAAAGACCAAGGCCCAGGAAAUCCUGGAACUCCUUCACAAGCAGCAAUACGCCCGCGCGUUUGUGGACAAUCUUGUCGAGAUGAUAGCCAAUAUGUUUAUCAGCAACAUAUUCAGCUGCAGGCCUGUCUCAGAGACAGGCGCAGAACAGAUGCUUCUGGACUCCUACACCCUCAAGUCCGGACUAUCAUCUCUACUACCUGCCCCGGCUCCCACCGGGUUCGUCAAGCGGGUCAACUCUAGCUUUGCUAAGAUCGAAACACUGCUCAAGACACUUCAAGUACGGCCGUCUCCCCCCGAGGCUCUGGUGCAGGCGUAUUUAGUCCACAUCGCGGACCGCAACAACGCCAACUUCCGCAAGGUUCUCGAUCUCAAGGGCAUCCGCAGCCGACAAGAGCAGAACCAACUCAUCGAGCUGUUUCAGGUACACCGUGCGUCAGAACGCUACGCUCCGAAUCUGCAGCAGAGCAACCCCAUUCUCGCUGCGCUGCAGCAACCCGUGGCGACCACCGCCGCCUCAAGCAGCGUCUCGCAGGGACUAGGUGGCCUCAGUAACGCCGCGGCCUCCAUCAGCACGUCGAACUUGCCCACGCGAUUCGACCCAUCCAUUCUCGGCUCGGCCAUCAUCUCUGCAGCCAAGGACGGCGUCGACCGCUUUGGCAACCCCAGUCUCGGCAGCGCCCUGUCCGCCACCACCGCCAUCCCUUCACCUGGUAAUGUAGGAUCGAUGGCUCCCUCGCCCGGUGCGUCGUCGCCAGCUCUGUCGCCGCUUGCCCCGGGCCCCACGAUCAACACCACCGCGACAGGCGAGACUAGUGCCGCGGCCAACUUGAACGAGAAUCUCAAGAACAUCGGCAAGUUCUUCCGCCGUGAUCUAGGCUUUGGAGGGCGGUUCGGACGGGGCGAUGAUGGAGUCGAUCAGAAGUGAAUACUGUAGUAUAUAUAGUGCUGUAGUUACGUUUAUCCACUUUAUUCCUUAAAUUCAGCACCUUUAUAUGUAUACUACUAUUCAAU